Phanerochaete carnosa HHB-10118-sp is the source of this 2069-nucleotide messenger RNA. RefSeq lists its product as uncharacterized. NCBI's taxonomy places the organism in Eukaryota, Fungi, Basidiomycota, Agaricomycetes, Polyporales, Phanerochaetaceae. Gene Ontology annotation, biological process: regulation of DNA-templated transcription. The transcript is spliced from 13 exons. The record is from RefSeq and is a predicted model, not a curated record. Bases 1 to 1836 code for a protein of 611 amino acids. Gene Ontology annotation, molecular function: protein binding.
AUGGACCACAGCCCAAGCGUGUCUUUCAUCGGCAUCGUCGACUUUACCGAGGAUGCAAAGUGGCUGUACUGCUCAGCAUCCGUCCACGACUUGCUAGGUUUUGAGCCCCGCGAGCUCAUAGGGAGGCCCUCGCUCGAGCUCGUGCACCCCGACGAGUUUGCCCAGGUGCGCGGCAUCCACUACUCCACCAUCACCCAAGACCAAGCCGCGGUCCUCGCAUACCUCCGCAUGCGGCACAAGGACCCAUGCAAAGGCUACGUCUUGUGUGCCAUCUCCCGCACCGUCUGCCAGAACGUCCUCGUCGGCAGCGUGUCCUACGCGACGCCGGGGCCCAAGGCGAUGCACAACGCAUCGACCGCCCAGGAGGUCACCAUCAUCACGCCCACCGCAAAAGACUUUGAGUUUCGCUCUUGGACUGACGCAGGCCUGUGGUUCCCAAGCGUGUCUUUCAGUACGUCUCCGCUUGCCCCCUCGUCUGCGACCGUGCUCACCAACAACCCAGUCGGCAUCGUCGACUUUACCGAGGAUGCAAAGUGGCUGUACUGCUCAGCAUCCGUCCACGACUUGCUAGGUUUUGAGCCCCGCGAGCUCAUAGGGAGGCCCUCGCUCGAGCUCGUGCACCCCGACGAGUUUGCCCAGGACCAAGCCGCGGUCCUCGCAUACCUCCGCAUGCGGCACAAGGACCCAUGCAAAGGCUACGUCUUGUGUGCCAUCUCCCGCACCGUCUGCCAGAACGUCCUCGUCGGCAGCGUGUCCUACGCGACGCCGGGGCCCAAGGCGAUGCACAACGCAUCGACCGCCCAGGAGGUCACCAUCAUCACGCCCACCGCAAAAGACUUUGAGUUUCGCCGAUGGAACGACCCGAGCCCGAUGCCGCCCUCCCCCGUGCCGGCGCACCUGCUGCCGCACCGCACAGGCUCGCCCCCGUCGCUGCCGCACAACACGUACCCGGAGCACUUUGACCCGCUGCCGGAGCAGUCCGUGCGCACGGCGCUUAUCCUGGACCGCUUCACGGUGCGCUGCACGGUGAGCUACUGCUCGAACGACAGCCUGUUGCGCACGACGGACGUGCUCGGCCGGCCGUUCUGGGACUUUGUCGCCCCCCGCGACGAGCGGCUCGUCCGCUCCUGGAUCGACGUCAUCAAGGGCUGGGGCGUCAACGAGCGCGGCCAGCCGAGCGACGGCGGCUUCGGCUACGGCAAGUUCGCGCUCUUCGUCACCGGCCGCGACUCGAGCGCACGCACGACCGACGUCUCCCCCGCCCUGCGGCACCGCUCGCGCCCGCAGCGCACGCACGGACACACCCUGCGCCCCACCGACGUCCCACCGCCCGCGUCGAGCAGCCGGGCACGCGCCGGCAACGACUUUCUGCGCGAGCUGACGCGCGAGCGCCCGCCGACGCCGGGCACGGGCACGGGCACGGGCACAGGCACGAGCACCACAGGCGGUGGCGGUGGAGGAGGUGGCUACGCGCAGCCGCCGUCGCUCUGGCGCGGACAGGCGGACGAGCUGGCCGUAGACGCGAUCUUCAGCGCGCACAGCGACGGGCUGAUGGUCAUCCUCCGUCGCUCGUCGUCCGCGGGGAGCAGCGGCGGGUCUGGCAGCAGCAGCGGGUCUGGUACCAGUGCGUCUUCCUCGCUCGGCGCGCUCUCCCCGCCGCCGCCCCCACAAUCGUUCGCAGAUGCGGGCCAGGGAGGUCACGGGGCUGCGAGCUACACGUUUCCUCCGCCCCCUCCCCCGCCGCUACUCGCCCGGAGGCGCGGUUCCUCGGGCAGCGGGAGCGGGAGCGGCGCCGGGGGCCAGCACAGAUCCCGCUCGUCGUACCCUUCGCGAUGACUCGCCACGCGGAGGCGGGCAGGGAUGUCUCAGAGGCUGUCGGCUACUACUUGGCGGCGUUCCGUUUUUUUUUUUUUGUUGACUGGCUCUUGUAUGUAUUAUCAGCGUGUUGGGAUACCCUUGCUUCUUCGUCGUGUUGUCGAUGUCUUCUUGGUCGCCUUUGUACUGCUUUCCUUGUUGUCGCCGCUGGCUCAUGCUUGAAUCGAGCCGACUAGUACCGUGCCCAUCCGUCC